AUGUUGUCUUCUAGUCCCUUUCGCAUAAUUGAGCAUGUGGUUCCGGGCCAACAUAUUAGAGAGUAUCCACGAGCAACAGCAAAUGAGCAGGAGGAUAUCUUACAUCUAUCUGUGAAGCAGUACAUCCCUCUUGACAAUCCAAAUCCACAGCACGGCGAUGUUACCAUCAUUGCGGCGCAUGCGAACGGUUUUCCUAAGGAACUCUAUGAGCCUCUUUGGGAAGAAAUAUAUGCGCGUUCCAAGCGCAAUGGAUUUCGCAUUCGCAGUAUAUGGAUGGCAGAUGUAGCGCAUCAAGGGAAAAGCGGCAUUCUCAAUGAAGACGUUCUAGGAAAUGACCCAAGCUGGUUUGAUCACCCUCGAGAUCUCCUUCACUUUAUCAACCUCAAGCGCGAGGAGAUGCCUCAGCCCAUCGUUGGAGUUGGACAUAGUUUUGGUGGCGCACAUCUCACGCAGCUUAGCCUUAUGCACCCUCGCCUCAUCCAUUCGCUUGUCCUGUUAGAUCCCGUCAUUCAACGACAACCAUCAGCCAUGGACAAACAGGAUCUUCAUGCAGGAAAGCUAGUGUUCCUUGAACUGACACGGCUUUCUACUUAUCGGCGAGACCUCUGGCCCUCGCGCAAGACUGCCGCUGAAGGAUUCAAACGGAGCCCCUUCUACAAGGCCUGGGACCCCCGCGUCCUGGACCGUUGGGUCCAAUACGGCCUGCGUGAGGUCCCAACAGCGAUUUACCCGCUGGAAGAACACAGUGUCCAAAACGACAACCAAGAACGACCCGUCACCCUGACCACGACCCGUCAUCAAGAGGUCUUCACCUUCUCCCGCCCCACUUACGACGGCAGCGGUAACAGCCAACCGAUAAACAGAGUCACACAUCCUGAUCUCGAUCUGAACCUUCCGAUUGAAUCUUCAUUCUACAGACCAGAGCCCGGACGCAUAUUCACGCAGCUGCCUUAUGUCCGACCCAGCGUGCUAUACAUCUUCGCUGGCCAUUCCAUGCUUUCUAACCUGGCGUAUCGCAAGGAUAAACUCGCCGUUACCGGCACUGGGAUUGGCGGUAGCGGCGGCGCUGCGGAAGGCCGAGUGCGCGAGGUGUUCCUCGAGAACAACGGCCAUCUGGUCGCACAGGAGGCGCCCAAUGAAUGUGCUGAUGCCAUAAGCAGCUGGUUUGGGCCGGAGUUGCAGCGAUGGAGAGAUGAAGAUCAGGCUUUCCGUACACGAUGGGGCCAAAAGCCCAAGGUCGAGAAGAUGACCGUCAAUGCGCAAUGGAUGGAACAUAUGCCUCCCCCGGAACGGCGAGGUGAAGAUACAGAGACGAAGAAGUCUUCGUCGAAAUUAUGAUGCGGUGAUGCGUUCUACUUAGCACUCAUGCUUGUUACCGCUACUAGUAUAGACAUUAUAUCCUCGUGCCUUUUGAUAGAAGCAUUGUCACUUAGCGUCUAGGGAAAUGGAGAAACCUAUGUCAGA
Monascus purpureus is the source of this 1464-nucleotide messenger RNA. NCBI's taxonomy places the organism in Eukaryota, Fungi, Ascomycota, Eurotiomycetes, Eurotiales, Aspergillaceae. The record is from the annotation of a GenBank genome assembly.